AUGGGUCUACCUGUGAAAGGAACGUCGAUAGGUUGGGCUGAGACGGAAAACGCAGCCCCAGAGAUUCGGAGAUGGGCAACUGAGCAAUUGCUAUGCCUUUGGCGUCGACAACGGCAUCGUACAGAUAGCGUCGCAUCGUGGGGUGAUGAGAUUGAAUACAGCUUGUUCAAUCUAGACCCCAGAACCGAGCGGGCAACAUUGUUGUUGGAUCAGGAGAAGGUGAUCCGACAGUGGCAAGAAAGUCCAGCCAGCAAGGAAGAGCCGGUUAUUCUUCAAUGGGAGUGGGCCAACUAUGUCGUUGAGACAACUCCCGCCAAACCAUACACUGGGAGUAUCGAAGAUCUCCUGAAUGUGCAGAAAAAUAUGAAGAGAAGACGAGAAAUUGUGAACGGUUUCCUUAUGCCAAACCAGCAUACCCUUUCACUAUCCUUCUUCCCUCGUGCCGGAGCAGAUGGCCAAUGGACAACUCCACAUGGCCAGAACGAGACAUACCACUCCGUAUGCUCUCUUCCACGAUAUCGAAUUGUACCGGAAAAUAUUAUCGGACGGAGAGAAACAUCUAAGGAGACUUGUUACCCAAUCUACCAAGACACGCAGACGCCUCCGUUCUAUGAUAUCUUACCCUCGGGUGAAGAAGUCAGAAAUCACCUUUGUUUAGACGACCUCGAGAUCGGAAUUGGUUGCUGCAGUCUUCAAACAACCUUCCAAACAUCAAACGAAUCAGAAGCCCGCUGGCUCCACGACCAGCUAAUACCCCUCGCCCCGAUCUUCCUCGCCAUGACCGCCGCCGUGCCAAUAUGGAAGGGAUACCUAGUUGACACAGACGUCCGAUGGCAACGGUUCGGCGAUGUGCUCGACGACCGUCGCCCAGAAGAAAUGGCAACUAUCGUAGGUCUCCUCCCAUUCACCAGACUCGCACGAGAUCUGACUAGAGAAUGUCAGCCUCCACGCUGGACCUGGAAUCGCACAUACAUCUCAGAAGAAAAACCAUCAGGUCUUGAAAGUACCUCACCACUUCAACCAAUGAACCCAGCAAUAAAACAACGCCUUCUAGACGGCGGCAUGGACGAAUCCCUAGCCACGCACUUCGCAUCCAUCCUCUCCCGCGACCCACUCAUCCUAACACAAGACGAUAUGGACAAUCUCAACACAUCGAAUACGAAGCUCUUCCAGCUUUUGCAGAGCUGCGUCUGGCAUGCCGUUCGCUUCAAGCUUCCCAUCACCGAUGCAGGACCAGGGUGGUGUAUCGAGUUCCGCACGAUGGAAUCCCAGCUCACGGAUGAAGCGAAUGCGGCAUUCGCUAUCUUCUCCUACUUACUAUCCAGGGCGAUAGUCACUAUGCAUCUGAACUUUUAUAUCCCUAUUGACAAAGUGGGCGAGUCAAUGGAGUUUGCGAAAGAGCGCGAUGCUGUGAGGCGGGGACGGAUGUGGUUCCGGCGGACUGGAUGGUCUGGCUCUACUGCUAUUUCCGGGUCGAUGUGUAGGGAACAUACGCAUCGGAUGAAUGGUGUGGCAAAGGGGGAAUAUGCGUUUAUGACGGCGGAUGAGAUUUUCAAUGGCGAGUCUGGACCAGAUGGGUUCCCGGGGCUGGUGGCUAUUGUGCGGCUUUAUUUGGAGCAGAGUAAGAUGCCAGAGGCGGAGCAGGCUAAGUUGGAAUCGUAUCUGGAGCUGGUUAGCAAGCGAGCGAGUGGCGAGAAUCCAACGCCGGCGACUUGGAUGAGGGAAUUUGUUCGUUCGCACGAGGAUUAUCGGCAGGACAGCUAUGUUAGUGAGCGUGUUUGCUAUGAUCUGAUGAGGGAGAUUGUUCGAAUGAAUGAAGAAUGA
This is a messenger RNA of Penicillium bovifimosum, 1824 nucleotides long. Its product is annotated as glutamate--cysteine ligase. Gene Ontology annotation, biological process: glutathione biosynthetic process. The record is from RefSeq and is a predicted model, not a curated record. Gene Ontology annotation, molecular function: glutamate-cysteine ligase activity. The transcript is spliced from 6 exons. Lineage: Eukaryota; Fungi; Ascomycota; Eurotiomycetes; Eurotiales; Aspergillaceae. Bases 1 to 1824 code for a protein of 607 amino acids.